AUGAUGGAAGAGCUUCUAGAGAAAUUGAGAUAUGUGGGACAGUUCUACAUGGAGCACCAGCACGGGAAGGGGAUUUGCUACUGGCCUGAUGGAUCCAAAUUCACAGGAGCUCUUUAUCUUGGCCAUGUAGAAGGCUAUGGGACCCUGGAAUGGAAGGAUGGCAGAAAAUUUCAGGGGCUGUACAAAUCUGAUGAGCGAUUUGGACCAGGGAUUGAGAGCUAUCCAGAUGGCUGUCAGGACGUUGGCUUGUGGCUCAGGGAUCAUCUAAUUAAGCUAUGUACUGAAGUACCUGGUUAUUUUUCACUCUUGGAUUAUCCAGCACACUACAGAUACAUUGAUGACAAUUCUCAAAAGAAGUAUAUUUCAGUUGAGGAAGACCCGUUUCUCCGUAGCUAUAAACAUCUCCCUUUUGAUGAUAAGGAUAUUUUCCCUGAAGGAGUCCUUGCAUAUUCUCGUAGCACAGAUCAUCUUACUUUGACUCAUUCCUUUCUAGAAGAGUGUGAUGCUUGGCGCUGUCAAGCGGAGUUUACUUCAGAUGUCAACCUCAUUCUCAGUGGAGCCCGCAGUACUUACGGGCCUCCAGGCCCCAGGGAACUUGCCUCAGAGCAGCUAAUUCAGAAGGCAGCAAGAGGAGACUAUGAUGGGGUCUGUGCGAUUCUGAGGAAUGGGCUUGCUCAUCCAGACAUAGCUGACAAACAUGGAUACACAGCACUUGCUGCUGCUGCUGUUCAUUCCCACAAUGAUGUUGUCAAUCUUCUUCUUGAUAGUGGAGCUGAUGUGAAUAAGUGUAGUGAUGAAGGAUUAUCUGCUCUCUCCAUGUGCUUUAUUCUCUUUUAUCCAGAAGAAUCUUUUAAGGGCAAUAUUGCUGAGAGGAGCUUGCACAGUUACAAGUGGAGUGAACAAUCAGAAUCCUCAGAAACAGUCAAUGUGGCUGAAGGCAUAAUCUCAGAACGACAGAAGAGGUGGGAAACAAUCCAACUGCUGCUUCGUCGAGGUGCAGAUCCCAAUGCAUCCUGGGUCCCACCACACCUUCUGUUCUUUGCUGUUAAAGCUGCAGAUGCAGAGGCAGUGAAACUCCUCUUAGAAAGGGGAGCCAGGACUGAUGUGCAGCUUCCAUCCAAGUUAGGGGGGUUAACUCCUCUCCACAUAGCUGCCUCAAUUCCUGGGGAGGAAGGGGUCCAGAUAACACAAUAUCUCCUGCAUUCUGCCCCAGAUCUGAAUGCAAGGGCAGAAGAUGGAAAUGAGAUAUACGGUCCAGACAAGGUAUGUUGGUUUUUGAGCUCUUUGCAACUGAAAAAUGAAGCAGGACCACCACAAGAGUACUUUUCCUCCUAUAGUGGUCCUGUCCCUGAAGAAGGUGGAAGGAGUGCAUUGCAUAUUGCAUGCGAAAGAGAGGAUAACAGUGAGUGUGCCAGAGAUGUUAUCUGCCUCCUUUUAAUGCAUCAGGCAAAUCCAAACACAUUGUGGAGUGGCCAUUCACCACUUUCCUUAGCAAUUGCCAGCGGGAAUGACUUGGCAGUGGUUGAACUCCUCAAACAUGGGGCUGACCCAAAUCUACCAUUAAGUGGAGCAGUAAGAAGUGCCCUCUGUGCAGCUGUCAGUACGGCGUAUGAACGGCAGAGAACGACAGCACAGAGGAUUGCUUUGGUUGAUAAGCUGCUUGAAGCUGGCGCAGAUAUCCUUGCACCAGUUACUCUUAGGGAAGGACAGAGAAAAGCUGUGGGAACAGCUGUGGACUAUGCUUAUUAUAAAUAUUAUCAGGAUAGGAGAAUUGCUCACACACCAUACCACACACUGUCAGCAUCUGAGCAGGAACUUUUUCAAACACGCCGAUCACUGCUGGAACACAUUACGGCGAAGCUCCGUGAACAUGUCAUCCUGAAAGAGAAAGCACUACCGUUCUUUAAAUACUGCUAUCAGUGUGGACGUUCAGUUGGUGUUCAGCUAUCACCUUGCAUGCGUUGUCAUGAAGUCUUCACUUGCAGUGAGACUUGCAGAAGGAAAUCCUGGAAUGAGCGGCAUAGGCAGGAGUGCUUGGGAUUGCUGG
Molecule: messenger RNA, 2047 nt
Organism: Pygoscelis adeliae (Adelie penguin)
Lineage: Eukaryota; Metazoa; Chordata; Aves; Sphenisciformes; Spheniscidae
Gene: ANKMY1
Product: ankyrin repeat and MYND domain containing 1
Exons: 14
Molecular function (GO): protein binding
Source: RefSeq, a predicted model, not a curated record